Oncorhynchus mykiss (rainbow trout) is the source of this 2886-nucleotide messenger RNA. The record is from RefSeq and is a predicted model, not a curated record. Lineage: Eukaryota; Metazoa; Chordata; Actinopteri; Salmoniformes; Salmonidae.
UGAAGUCUCGCGUUGUUACGUCUCUGUGAUUAGAAACUGGUAGUGGGGAAACAGGAAGUUCCGCGCAGGCGCACAUCAUUCUUCAGAAUAAAGGAUACGUCAGAAUUGUGCAGUCGAGACGAUAACUUCUGUGUCCGUUUCUAAUAUAUUACUACUGAUUAAGUCUGAGGCCGGUAACAUCAACAGUGAGGACAAACCCAGUCUGCCUCUCUCCUUCCACACUGAGUUCAAACCUACAGUCACUGGGUCCUGAUUGUGACAGUGGAGCCCAGUUUGCACUGCAGGAUCCAGAGAUGGCGUCAGUGAAGCUGGAAGACUGCAGUCAAACACUGGAGCUGAAUGUCAACAUUAAAGAUGAAGAAGAGGAGGAGGAGAUUGGGACAUCUGUUUCUCAUGGUAUGAGGCCGGGAACAUCGACAGUGAGGACAAACCCAGCCUGCCUCUCUCCUUCCACAUUGAGUCCAAACCUACAGUCACUGGGUCCUGAUUGUGACAGUGGAGCCCAGUUUACACUGCAGGAUCCAGAGAUGGCAUCAGUGAAGCUGGAAGACUGCAAUCAAACACUGGAGCUGAAUGUCAACAUUAAAGAUGAAGAAGAGGAGGAGAAGAAUGGGACAUCUGUUAGUCAUGGAGGACUAGAAUUAAGUCUGAGGCCGGUAACAUCAACAGUGACGACAAACUCAGCCUGCCUCUCUCCUUCCACACUGAGUCCAAACCUACAGUCACUGGGUCCUGAUUGUGACAGUGGAGCCCAGUUUGCACUGCAGGAUCCAGAGAUGGCAUCAGUGAAGCUGGAAGACUGCAGUCAAACACAGGAGCUGAAUGUCAACAUUAAAGAUGAAGAAGUGGAGGAGAAGAUUGGGAAAUCUGUUUCUCAUGGACGACUAGAAUUAAGUCUGGGAACAUCCGUGAAGUUGGAAGACUGCAGUCAAACACUGGAGCUGAAUGUUGACAUUAAAGAUGAAGAAGAGGAGGAGAAGAUUGGGGAACCUGUUUCUCGUGGAGACCAUGUUGAGACAUUCUCUAUAUCCAGAGAUCAACAGCAGGAAGAUCACAGAGCUAAGAGGUCUCACCACUGCCCACAUUGUGAGGAGAUCUUCCCAUUACUAUCAAAGCUAAAAAUACACAUAAGGAUACACACAGGAGAGAAUCUGUAUUCCUUCACUGACUCUGGGAAAAGAUGCACAACAUCAGGGGCUCUGACAGUUCCUCAGAGAGCACACACAGGAGAGAAGCAUUUCUCCUGCUCUGACUGCGGGAAGAGUUUCUCUCAAUUGGCUUUCUUAAAAAUACAUGAACGGGUACAUACAGGAGAGAAGCCUUACUCCUGCUCUGACUGUGGGGUGAGUUUCUCUCGACUCGAUGCCUUACAAACACACCAACGUAUACAUACAGGAGAGAAGCCUUACUCCUGCUCUGACUGUGGAAAGAUGUUCUCUCAACUGGGCCACUUGAAAAGACAUAAACAUACACAUACAGGAGUGAAGCCUUAUUCCUGCUCUGACUGUGUAAAAUGCUUCAUAACAUCAACUGAGCUAAAACUUCAUCAGAGAACACACACAGGAGAGAAGCCUUAUUCCUGCUCUGACUGCGGGAAGACUUUCUCUCAAAUGGCUUUCUUAAAAAUACAUGAACGUAUACAUACAGGAGUGAAGCCUUACUCCUGCUUUGACUGUGGAAAUAUUUUCUCUCAACUGGCCCACUUGAAAAGACAUAAACAUACACAUACAGGAGUGAAGCCGUACUCCUGCUCUGGCUGUGUAAAAUGCUUCAUAACAUCAACUGAACUAAAAGUUCAUCAGAGAACACACACAGGAGAGAAGCCUUACUCCUGCUCUGACUGCGGGAAGAGUUUCUCUCGAAUAGGUCUCUUAAAAACACAUGAACGUUUACAUAGAGGAGAGAAGCCUUACCACUGACCUGACUGUAGAAAAUGUUUUAAAAUAACAACUGAGCUGAAAGGUCAAGAGGGAACCUUACUUUUGCUCUUAAUGUGGCAAGAGUAACUCAAGUGAUAGUCACCAAGUAAAAUACUACUUGAGGAAAAGUAUUUGGUUGUAAAUAUACUUAAUUAUCAAAAGUAAAAGUAUGCAUAAUUUCCAAUUCCUUAAAUUACCCCUACGGGAUGGGUGUCCCUAAACUGGGACGGUUGUAGCUAAGGUGUGCUAGUCUGACUAGAUUGACGUUGUAUACAACAGCCAUCUUUCCGGGACAUAGACAUAUCUUAUAUGUGCAGAAAGCUUAAAUUAUUGUUUAUCUAUCUGCAGUGUCCAAUUAACAGUAGCUAAUACAGUGAAAAAAGACCAUGCUAUUGUUUGAAGAGUGCACAACAACAAACUUAUCGCGCAAAUGAUUUGAUACAUUCACCUCUGAAGGUAAAUAAGGUAUUUUCAUUCAGUCAUAUUGCUCUGAUUUGUCAUCCUGAGGGUCCCACAGAUAAAAUGUAGCGUAGUUUCGUCUAAUAAAAUCCAUUUUUAUGUUCAAAUGUAGGAACUGGUUCUACUGGUUUUGGACACCAAUUUGGCGUUUUUUUAAAAAAUAUAUUUAUUUAACUAGGCAAGUCAGUUAAGAACCCAUUCUUAUUUUCAAUGACGGCCUAGGAAUGGUGGGUUAACUGCCUCAUUCAGGGGCAGAAUGACAGAUUUUCACCUUGUCAGCAAGGGAGAUUCAAUCUUGCAACCUUACAGUUAACUAGUCCAAUGCUCUAACCACCUGCCUCUCAUUGCACUCCACGAGGAGGCUGCCUGUUAUGCAAAGGAAGUAAGCCAAGGUAAGUUGCUAGCUAGCAUUACACUUCUCUUAUAAAAAACAAUCAUAAUCAAUCAACUACACAUGGUUGAUAUUACUAGUUUAUCUAGCUUGUCCUGCGUUGCAUAUAAUCGAUGC